GUGCGAGACUCCCGUUGGUGUGAUGUGAUCACGUGGUGAUACACGCUACCGCCACCAACGCCAGCAUAAACCGAGAGAUUCGAGGUGUGAAACCCGGCAACGGAAUCGACCACACGACUACGUCUUAAAGGAUCCAAUUUGGAAGACCCUGGCUGUAAAGAGAUACCAUGAACAUCACAUCCAGUCAAGCUGACACUGGGCUUUGCAUCGAUUGCAAAGCCAUCAAUUUCGAUGAGGUGUUUUCAGACGAUUACAUGCUAGGUAUUCCAAUCGACGGCUACCGUGCUGUGUGUUCUUUACGCCACAUUGAUGGCAUCGGGAACGAAUCUUGUCCUCUGUGCGAAUUUUUUCCGAAGCUUAAGACCUACGAAUCCAUCCUCCGACCACUUAUUCCUCCGUGUGAGAUGGGCCAAAUCUUGGAUUCGUUACAAGGAGGACCUGGCGAAUAUUGACCUUGACACCCAGACGGCAUUGCGAAUAGUACCUCAUGACACUCUGCUCCUGGACAUAAAUGUAAACGCGCCCCUCCACGCCCAAGACAAUCAGUUCAUGGAACAAGGCAACGAAGACUCAAACAAUAAAAUAGCCGCCCGGAGAGUUGACGAUCGAGUAAACUUCAAACUCAUUAGGUCGUGGCUGAGAUUUUGCCGUCAGCAUCACCAGAGCCACUGCCACGCAGGUUUAGAUGGCAUUCGGGAUAUUCCUGGGUUCCGUGUUAUUGACUGCGCAUCUCGAAAGAUCAUGCCUUGGGCAGAGAUACCCGAAGACCAUGAUCGAAGUUAUACGGCGCUUAGUUAUCUUUGGGGAACCGAUACGUCCACAGCAACGCAAGACGGCAAGAUUCCUUCGCCAUCCCCCAAAGUAAUUGAGGACGCAGUCACGACAACCAUCGAGCUGGGCUUCAAGUACCUAUGGGUCGAUAGGUACUGUAUUACACAGCAUGAGUCCGAGCUCAAAGCUGCACAGAUGAAGAGAAUGGACGAUGUGUAUGGAUCUUCUGCUGUCACCAUAAUUGCUUCAGCUGGCGACGGUCCAGCCUAUGGACUUCCAGAAGUCAGCUCAACGCCCAGAGUGCCACAGAAGUCAGUCCGCGUUGGUUCGCGAACUCUUAUUGCAAUCAACAAUGAUAUCUGCAAGAAGAUUCGCGACUCAAAAUGGAAUACCCGAGCAUGGACUCUCCAAGAAGGCCUUUUGUCCACCCGUCGUCUUUGCUUUGAGGACAAUCAAGUUUAUUUCCAGUGCAACCUGAUGCAUCGCCUCGAGAGCAUUUCCAUACCGCCUGGGACUCCAAAAACAGCGAACCCUGCCACGGAUAUCAACACCUCGUACCUUCAUGGUAGUGGUAAUAGAACUUCCCUUUUCCCAAUCAACGGAAUUCGUGAAGGGGGAUAUGUGGUUAACGCCUUCCGGAGAUACGUCACUCGACACAUUAACUACCCAAGCGAUGGCCUUCAAGCUUUUGAAGGGAUUCUAAGGAAAGCAGCUAUGAUGAGAGAUCCUCUUUACAACGUCUGUGGUGUGUUCAUCCGGGUUUUCGAGAAGAUCGAUAUGACAGCGAGUCUGGUUGUCGGCCUAUGUUGGAGAGUUAACCUGGUAGUGUCUCGUGAGAUGAGGGUUAUAAAAGCUUGGGAGAUAUCCUAUCCGGGACCACUAAGACAUCGUCUCUUCCCGAGUUGGUCGUGGGUAGAUUUGGUAGGGAAAUCCACUAAAAAGGGCAUCACUUUCCGGCAGCCUUGGGAGCUAUCGGGACCAUUGUUGGCUUCCUUGUCCAAAUAUAAGACGCAACCUCUGACCCAGAGCAUCGCCAUGGAAUAUGUGGAUGGAACCACAGUUUUAUGGGAAAGCAGAUACCAAGAUAUCCUCCUCUCAGCUAUGACGAAGGAAGCACCGCGUACCUUACGCAUACAUGGCUAUACGUCUGAUGUAUUACUCUGGAAGCUUCCUAAAGUCGGCUGCCCAGAUACAAAAGGACCUCCUUCAUCAAAAUCAGUCGCUCCUCCCUGCGGGAAUUAUCGGACUUCUGGUUCAACGAUGGAUGGAUUUGGUCAGACUGAGAUCGCAGUCACUGUCACUUCUUACUCACGUGGCCGGCGGGGAUAAAGUAC
Neurospora tetraspora is the source of this 2105-nucleotide messenger RNA. Its product is annotated as heterokaryon incompatibility protein-domain-containing protein. The transcript is spliced from 2 exons. NCBI's taxonomy places the organism in Eukaryota, Fungi, Ascomycota, Sordariomycetes, Sordariales, Sordariaceae. The record is from RefSeq and is a predicted model, not a curated record. Bases 310 to 2100 code for a protein of 596 amino acids.